This is a messenger RNA of Sugiyamaella lignohabitans, 2256 nucleotides long. RefSeq names its product Pmt4p (gene PMT4). Bases 1 to 2256 code for a protein of 751 amino acids. The record is from RefSeq and is a predicted model, not a curated record. The transcript has a single exon. Gene Ontology annotation, molecular function: dolichyl-phosphate-mannose-protein mannosyltransferase activity. Gene Ontology annotation, cellular component: membrane; endoplasmic reticulum. NCBI's taxonomy places the organism in Eukaryota, Fungi, Ascomycota, Dipodascomycetes, Dipodascales, Trichomonascaceae. Gene Ontology annotation, biological process: protein O-linked glycosylation via mannose.
AUGCCUUCUGAGCUCCGUAAUAGAAAAGGUGCCUCGGCCACGUUGCGCUCUCCUGAGCCUGUAGAAAAGAAGAAGGCCAAGAAACCUGUUUUCAAAUCUACAGUGGCUGACUCUAAUACUGAUAAUAGAUAUCGUCUGGCCAAGAUCAUUGUCACAGUCUUUGCAUUCGCUACGCGAUUUUAUCUCAUUAACGAUCCUAAGGAAGUUGUGUUCGAUGAGGUGCACUUCGGUAAGUUUGCCAGUUACUAUCUGGAAGGAACUUACUUUUUUGAUUUGCACCCUCCUUUUGCUAAAAUGUUGAUUGCUUUUGUUGGUUGGUUAGUUGGUUAUGAUGGUGCUUUCAAAUUCGAAAAUAUCGGUGAUAGUUAUAUUGCCAACCGGGUGCCUUAUGUUGCUUAUAGAUCUCUGUCAGCUACUUUGGGAGCUUUGACUGUCCCAAUUGUGUUUGAGACUUUGCAAGAGUGUGGCUUCUCGGUUUGGGCAUGUGUUAUUGGUUCGUCAUUAAUUUUGUUCGACAAUGCUCAUAUUGCUGAGACUAGACUUAUUCUGCUUGAUGCUACUUUGAUCAUCUCUGUAGCUCUUAGUUUGUAUGCUUAUGUUAGAUUCUCCAAGCAAAGAGACAGUCCAUUCAGCCGUGACUGGUGGACUUGGCUUUUAGCUACUGGUGUCUCAUUGUCAUUUGUUAUCAGUACCAAGUAUGUAGGUGCUUUCACCUUCACUACUGUUGGAGCUGCUGUCUUGAUUGAUUUAUGGAAUUUGUUGGAUUAUCGUAGAGGACUUUCUAUGAAAGAGUUUGGCAAGCAUUUCUUUGCCCGUCUUUUCUCACUUAUUUUCGUGCCUCUAUGUAUCUUCCUAUUCUGGUUCUGGGUCCAUUUCGCUAUUCUUACCAAGUCUGGUCCUGGUGAUGGUUUCAUGAGCUCUAAGUUCCAAGAGACUCUUGGCGAUAAUAUUCUCGCCAAGCUUGCCAAGCAGGUUAAUUAUUAUGACGAGAUUACCAUUUCUCAUAAAGAAUCACCUUUGUUCUUGAGCUCUGGAUCUAUUCACUACCCUCUUCGUUAUGACGACGGACGUAUUUCUUCUCAGGGUCAACUCGUCUCUACUCAAGAGCUCGUAAAUGGUGCUCCUACCAAUGAUCAGAUUUGGCAGAUUGUUCCAGUAGUCGACUUCCCCGAGGGUCACCGUGAAGGUAUUCCUAUUGAGACUGAGACUCAGGUUCGUCUUAAGCACGUCAGUACCAACAGCUUCCUUCUUGCUCAUGAUGUCGCCUCUCCUUACUACCCUACUAACGAAGAGUUUACUACUGCCAGCUUUGAGGAGGCCGAAGGACCUCGUUUCAACGAUACCCUUUUUGAAAUCAGAUCUGUUACUGGUGAAAAGGAUAUCUUGAAGACCAAGGGUUCGUUCUUCCGUCUUAUUCAUGUUCCUACCAGAGUUGCUAUGUGGACUCAUGACGACAAGCAGCUUCCUGCUGAGUGGGCUAGUGGUCACUAUGAAGUCAAUGGUGUUAAGAACGUUCAUGAACGUACUGCUACGUGGUUUGUCGACGAAAUUGUGAACCUCACUGAUCCAGAGCGUCUUAAAUUCACUCCCAGAGCACCUAGAAAGAUGAAUUUCUUCAGAAAGUACCUUGAGUUGCAAUACACCAUGUUUGCUCAAAAUAAUGCUCUUACCUCGUCUCACCCUUAUGCCUCUGAGCCUAUCACCUGGCCCUUCCUUGUUCGUGGUGUCUCUUUCUGGACUAAGGAUACCGAACGCAGACAAAUCUAUUUCAUUGGUAACUUCAUCGGCUGGUGGAUUGAGGCUGCUAUGCUUGCCAUCUACGCUGGUGUAGUUGUUGCCGACCAGCUGACCAGAAGACGUGCUAUGUAUCCCAUCAACGACGUUGCUCGUAGUAAGAUUUACAACUCGCUUGGAUUCUUCUUCAUCGCUUGGGCCACUCACUACUUCCCAUUCUUCCUGAUGGGUAGACAGAAGUUCCUCCACCACUACCUUCCUGCACACUUGGCAGCUGCCCUUCUUACUGGUGGUCUCUACGACUUUGUCUUCUGCGAGCUGGACGACGAAGCCGUCCACGCUGCUCAAUCCGGCAAGAAACGCUCCAACUGGAGACUCAAAAUCGUCAGUGUCAUCUCGCUAGUCGGCAUCGUCAUCUGCUUUGCCUACUUCUCGCCAUUGACCUACGGAAACACCCCCCUCACCCCCGCAGAGGUCCGUGCCAGACAAUGGAUGGACAUCGAGCUCCACUUCGCAAAAUAA